AUGCAUCCAAAUCAGAAAAUUAAAAUAAAAAAUUAUUCAGUACGCAUUCCACAAUGGAAAAAAAAUGAUAAAGAAAUUCAACAAUUGACAAAGCAAUAUGAUCAAAUUGAUCCUGGAUCAAUUGCAACUUUUAAAGAUUUUCCAUUGACUCAAAAAACUCUUGAUGGUUUAGCUGAAGCUGAUUUUAUCAAUCCAACUGACAUUCAACGUGAAGCUAUUGGAGUUGUAUUACAAGGUCAUGACAUUCUUGGAGCAGCAAUGACCGGUUCAGGAAAAACUCUCUCAUUUCUUAUUCCAGUUCUUGAAUGUCUUUGUCGAGCUCGAUGGACGAUCAAUGAUGGUCUUGGCAUUUUAAUAAUAUCACCUACUCGUGAACUUGCAUAUCAAACAUUUGAAGACUUAAAAGGUGAACAAGAGCGUAUUAGUCGUACAAAUAUAAUUGUUUGUACACCUGGUCGAUUGCUACAACAUUUUGAUGAAACAUGGAAUUUUUCAUGUGAAAAUUUAAAAAUGCUUAUUAUUGAUGAAGCUGAUCGUACAUUAGAUAUGGGUUUUGCUGAAACCAUGAAAUCUAUUGUAUCUAAUUUACCCAAAGAACGACAAACAAUGUUAUUUUCUGCUACACCAACAAAAUCAAUACGUGAAUUAGCUUUAGUAAGCUUAGAAAAACCGGUUUAUAUAUCUGUUCAUGAAAAAGCAAAUACAAGUACACCAAUAAAUCUAACACAAAGUUAUAUCGUUUGUGAAGUACCACAAAAAGUUGGUCUAUUAUGGUCAUUUAUUAAAAAUCAUCUGAAAUCGAAAAUGAUUGUUUUCAUUCAAAUGAAAUUUCUCUAUAAUGUUGUAUGCAAACUUCGUCCCGGUUUACCAGUACUUGCAUUAUAUGGUACGAUGAAUCAAAUGAAACGGAUGUCAGUAUAUGAUGAAUUUUGUCGAAAACAAUAUGCAUGUUUAUUUGCAACUGAUAUUGCUGCAAGAGGAUUAGAUUUUCCUUCUAUUGAUUGGGUUAUUCAAUUUGAUUGCCCUGCUGAUGCUAAUACAUACAUUCAUCGAGUUGGACGAACUGCACGAUUUCAGCAUGGCGGAGAAGCUUUAUUAAUUCUAACUCCUCGUGAAGAGCAAGGAAUGAUUAAACAAUUAGAAGAUAAAAAAGUUCCUAUAAAAAAAAUUGAAGUUAAUCCAAAUUACAUUCAUGAUUUAACACCAAAGCUUCAAACACUUUGUGCCCAAUUUCCAGAACUUAAAGAAGAAGCAAAAAGAGCAUUUACAUCUUAUCUUCGUUCACUUAUUCUAAUGGGUAACCGAAAAGUCUUCGAUGUUAAAUCAAUUGAUAUAGAAGCUUUUGCUAGUGCAUUGGGCCUUGAAAUUGCACCAAAAGUUCGUUUUAUCAAAAAAGGACAAAAACAAGAACAAUCAACCAAUGAAAACAACAAUAAUAAUAAAAAUCACGAAGAAGAAGACAAGACUGAAGACGAAGAUGACGAUGAUAACGAUUUGUUUACAAUCAAAAAGACAUCUAACACACUUGAGCAAACAGUUAUUGAUUUACCCGAGUCAUCACAAAAAGAAAAAAAAUUAACAAAAGCUAAAUUAGCUAAACAGUUACGCAAGAAAAAUCUACUUGCUAACAAACGUAUUGAUUAUGAUGAAGAUGGAAAUGUAAGUAUUAUGAUUAUAAUUUCAUUAGAAAAAUCAAAUUUGAGAUUAAUUCAUGCGAAGCCCGUUGAACCGACCGUAACCGCAACGGCAGAGACCACGCAAACUAGCUCACGAUCAUCAGUGGUCGAUAGCAGUGAAAACAAUAGUGAAUCAUCAGACAGUGGUGAAGGAUUUGACUCUAGCGAAUCGACUCACCGUGAAGGAAGCAAAGAAUCCACCGAACAAGAAGAGAAGGAAGAAACCAAUGGAUCUGGCUCUGCUGAAUAA
Rotaria socialis is the source of this 1926-nucleotide messenger RNA. NCBI's taxonomy places the organism in Eukaryota, Metazoa, Rotifera, Eurotatoria, Philodinida, Philodinidae. The record is from the annotation of a GenBank genome assembly.